Molecule: messenger RNA, 783 nt
Organism: Schistocerca piceifrons (Central American locust)
Lineage: Eukaryota; Metazoa; Arthropoda; Insecta; Orthoptera; Acrididae
Exons: 2
Coding region: 1-783 (260 amino acids)
Source: RefSeq, a predicted model, not a curated record
AUGGAUGGUAGGGAGAAUACUGAAGAGAGAAGUGCUGCUGACUCUAAUCUAAUUAAUGGAGAAUUUGCAAAAUUAGGUAUUGAUGAUGAGACAAAGUGUGCAAGUGAAGACACAGAUGGUGUAAAUCUUGAGACUCAGAUUUCAUCAAUUUUCUUCAAGCUAUAUGCCAAGAAACUUGACAGAGUCCACAUACAUGAACUAUCUGACAAAGCAGAUUCACACAUUAAGGAAUUAUCUGACAAAGUAAAUUAUAAUAUCAAGGAGCUAUCUGGCAAACUUGAGUCUAAAAGUAAUGAAUUCUCUGUCAAGGUAGAAAAUACUAUACAAGAAUUAAAACUAGAGAUAAUUGAACACAUCAAACAGGAAAUAGAAGCUAAAUUAACUAACAUUGCAAGUACUUGGACCCAGGUGCCUCAGGAGUUGAAGGAUGAGUUCAAUAACCAUUGUGAUUUAGUUCACAAGGAGGUAAAAGAGCAAUUCAAAGAAUUAGAUGGUAAAAUUAACGAAGUAGGUCUUUUUACCAUUAGAGAGUUCAGUCAGGUUAAAGAACAAAUCUCAGAGGUGAAGAAGCAUAUAACUGCUUUAGAACAAUGCAAGGAAUUUAGAGAAAUCAUUAACACACCUGAAACUAUUAAUUUGGAGGAACAAUUACACAAAUUUGUAAAUUAUACCAUACAAGAGAAAGUAGAACUGCCUAAUACCAACUCUCUUUCUAAGGGAACUGCUGAAGAACAUGAAAAAGCAGACAUAAAUAAUACAGCAUGUUAUCAAGUAGUUCAUUAA